Molecule: messenger RNA, 2965 nt
Organism: Misgurnus anguillicaudatus (oriental weatherfish)
Lineage: Eukaryota; Metazoa; Chordata; Actinopteri; Cypriniformes; Cobitidae
Gene: bcl2l1
Product: BCL2 like 1
Biological process (GO): release of cytochrome c from mitochondria; regulation of apoptotic process; extrinsic apoptotic signaling pathway in absence of ligand
Cellular component (GO): mitochondrial outer membrane
Molecular function (GO): BH domain binding
Source: RefSeq, a predicted model, not a curated record
UCACAGACUGACGUGGUGCGUGAUCGUGUUUCUCCGCGAGUGCCGUGUGUGCGCGCGUCCUUUGCGGUUGUUUCCAGAAGUGACUGGUUGUUUCCGCUGUGGUGGGCCCGACAGAAUGGAGUCUUUAUUACGUAAUGGCGUGGAUCAGCAGACAGGUCGUUCCUCAUAGGUGUGUUUGAUUUAAUGCGUCACCGCACUGACCAAAAAGCAAUGACAUCGAAGUACCGCGAGAGCCAGUCGAAAGGUGAGCUUUCCAUUCGUUCUCGCGGUAGCUCGAUCUGACUGCAAAGUGCUGCAUGAAGCCGAACAGCGAAUACGUCCAAUCACAGAGAUGGGAGGUCUGCUUUAAAGAGAAACAUCUAGUGCAGUAUCGUUUGUGCUUUACACAGUAUUACUUUUGAUCUGCCGCGGUGUUUAUUGGAUUUUGUACAACAACCUUUGCACUAUAACCAGAAUUCACACAAGUACACGCGGUCGGGGUUGUUUGCUCUGUUGACCGUAAUCUACGAGAAGAGUACGCAGAUUGCGUUAUGGGCAUGAGCCAUUGCACCAUCCCUGAGCGUCGGCAGAAGCCUGAGAGGGACGCAAGGGUGUGCACUGGGUUCUAAGAACAAGCAAGUAGGAGAAAUAACCAGACAUCGGAAAGCAACCAGGAACGACGUGAACCAUGUCUUACUAUAACAGAGAACUGGUGGUAUUUUUUAUCAAACACAAACUCUCGCAGAGGAACUACCCCUGCAACCACAUCGGACUCACGGAAGACACAAAUCGGACUGAUGGGGGACAGGCGGCAGAAGAAAAUGGUGAUGGGGCGUCAGGGACGACGACCAUCGUUAAUGGCUCCCUAAAUGGAACGAGUGCUGGGACCCCACCGAGGUCCCCCACUUCAUCCCCCCAACAUCAGACGAACGGAUCUGGGAGUCUGAACGCCGUGAAGGAGGCGCUCCGAGAUUCGGCCAACGAGUUUGAGCUGCGUUAUUCCAGAGCGUUCAAUGAUCUCUCCUCGCAGCUUCACAUCACGCCCGCCACGGCGUACCAGAGCUUCGAGAGCGUGAUGGAUGAGGUGUUUCGCGACGGAGUGAACUGGGGUCGCAUCGUGGGUCUGUUUGCUUUCGGAGGGGCUCUGUGCGUCGAGUGCGUGGAGAAGGAAAUGAGCCCGUUAGUGGGGCGCAUCGCAGAAUGGAUGACAGUCUACCUAGACAACCACAUUCAGCCCUGGAUCCAGAGUCAAGGAGGAUGGGAACGCUUCGCAGAGAUCUUCGGAAAAGAUGCAGCGGCGGAGAGCAGAAAGUCGCAGGAAAACUUCAAGAAGUGGAUCCUUGUGGGAAUGACCUUGUUCACAGGUGUUGUGGUGGGAUCGCUGAUAGCACAGAAACGCCUGUGAGGAAAAGGAUAGCUGAAGAUCCAGCAUCACCCGCUACUUCAUUUAGACAUCGACUUGAUAUGAAGAAAUACUUUUCAUUUCGGAUUCGUUUAUUCUCUUUUAUUGCCAAUACAUUUUAUGUUUACAUCCCACAUCUCCACUUGUACUGCUGACUGAGUGAAGCGGAGAGACGCAUCUGCGAUGUCAAGUCACACAACCCAGACUGCAAGAGGGUACGUGGCUUUUUUAGCAAGAAAGAGAAAGCCACGUCUUAUUGUUUAACAAAAUGAGAAUAAUUACUAAAUUAGUCAAAGUUUGACCAAACAUUUGUUCGUUUUUUUGUCUCUCUUUCUGUAAUUAUUUUAUUUUAAUAAAUAAUUAUUUUCUGCUUUAUUGUCAGUCAAGUAUCCGAAUUAUGCUCUCAUUUUCAGAGAUUGUCAACUAACAAGGAUACAGACAUUUUAUCUGAGUCUAAUUUAAGCUUAUUUGUGAUUCUUUGAAAGUUAGAUGUUAAAUCUGAACUGAAUCUCUGCUGAAGUAUUCAGUCAUUAAAACAGCACUGACAUCUCUGUGAAACGUCGCCUGUUUGAUGUGCAAGAGCUAAACAGAGAAGCCCCCCUGAUCCCUGCACUAAACAUGCAGUGCUUGAAGCUAAUCUGGAGGAGGAUAAAACAUGUCAGUAACCCUUUUUAAUGAUUCUGCUGUUUUUUACAUGCAAAUUUUAAGAGUUAAAUGUGUGUGUACCUUUUGAAAACAUCUGUUUGAGCAUUUUAUCUUUUGAUGGACCAACAGCUUCUUACAAUGUUUUGAUUUUGAGUUCUGUAUGUUUCCGUUCAAUGUUGGAUUAAAUCUGUUUGUUUCAGCUUUGAAUGUGGUAUCACACAUACAACUCAUUGGGGGAUUGUUCUAGCUAGAACCUAGUAGAGACAAGGAUAUGCAAGGAGGGAGACGGUCGCUCCUGUAUUUAUUUUGGCUGCCCUUUCACUGUGUUUGGUGCACAAAUGUAACGCAUUCAGCAGAAAGAAAUUAGAUUAAACCAUAUUGCCACAAGUCUUGAGAAAUGACUAAAUUAGUGCUGGAUUUACUGCUAUCUCUCUCAUCUAUCUAACAGGCAUUUGUAUGUGUUAUAUAAAAAACAUUUGCAGCAGGUAUUUAAGCAAAGUUUUGAAAUGUUUCAAAGUCAAAAUCCCAACCUUAAUUCACAUAGGAGCAUCUAUACUUGAGUUUACAGGGAUAGUUUAAUAAUAGUUUUGUUCGUUGUUACAAACCUAUAUAAAUGUCUUUGUUUCGCUAAACACAUGAGCACCAUUGACUUCCAUAGUAGGAAAACAAAAUAUUAUGGAAGUCAAUGGCGCUCAAACAUGGUUUGGUUAAAAAAAAACAUUGUUCAAAAUGUACUGCGUUGUGUUCGGCAAAAUAAAGAAAUGCAUACAGGUUUGUAAUAUUGUGAGGGUAAUUAAACGAUGACACAAUUUUUAUUUUUGGGUGAACUAUCCCUUUAAGUCAACCCUUAUGUGUUAUAGGCCCAUGAUGUUUUCAACACCCACUUGAAUCAGAUCAGACAACUUCUUGGUUCUGACUUAAAGGGACACUCCACUUUUU